Molecule: messenger RNA, 201 nt
Organism: Kickxella alabastrina
Lineage: Eukaryota; Fungi; Kickxellomycota; Kickxellomycetes; Kickxellales; Kickxellaceae
Exons: 2
Molecular function (GO): metal ion binding; mRNA binding
Source: RefSeq, a predicted model, not a curated record
UACAAAACCAAGCUCUGCGAGAAGUUUGAGCGCGAGGGCGAAUGUCCCUACCACCACAAGUGCGUUUUCGCUCAUGGCGAGAGCGAGAUGCGUGGAGCCGCGCCCAAGUUCAAUGACAACCCGCUUUACAAGACCAGGCCCUGCCAGCGCUUUGCCGAGCAGGGUGCGUGCCCGUAUGGCGAAAAGUGCCAGUUUGCCCAC